UUCUUACAUUUGACUGGCAUUCAUUUAAGAAAGUACAAGAGAUAAUUGAAGAAGCAGAUAAUGAAUUACUUGAGAGUAAUGAUGAAUUACUUAGUAAUGAUAAUAAAUUACUUGGGAAUAAUGAUAAGAUGGAAAUAUUUAAGAAAGAGUUUGAAAGUCCAAUUCCUAUUACUUAUAAUACUAAAUUUACACAGUGA
This is a messenger RNA of Acaulospora colombiana, 197 nucleotides long. NCBI's taxonomy places the organism in Eukaryota, Fungi, Glomeromycota, Glomeromycetes, Diversisporales, Acaulosporaceae. The record is from the annotation of a GenBank genome assembly.